CCCAGGAGUCCCUGCAGAGCCAGUCGGGUUGGGUGCCGCUCCUGCUGGCCCUGCUACACGAGUACACAGCCAGCAACUCCCACUGGCAGCCUUACUUCUCCCUCUGGGAGGACUUCAGGAGCCUGGAUCACCCCAUGUUCUGGCCCCAAGAGGAGCGAAGCAGGCUCCUGCAGGGCACAGGCAUCCCAGAAGCAGUGGACAAAGACCUGGCUAACAUCCAUGUGGAGUACAGCUCCAUCAUCCUGCCUUUCAUGGAGUCCCACCCCAGCAUCUUUGACCCCAAACGGCACACGCUGGAGUUGUACAAGCAGCUGGUGGCAUUUGUCAUGGCCUACAGCUUUCAGGAGCCUUUGGAGGAGGAAGAUGAAGAUGAGAAGGGGCCCAAUCCUCCGAUGAUGGUACCCGUAGCAGAUAUUUUGAAUCACGUGGCCAACCACAACGCCAACCUGGAAUACUCCCCCCAAUGCUUACGGAUGGUUACGACACAGCCCGUUGGCAAAGGCCAAGAGAUCUUCAACACCUACGGGCAGAUGGCCAACUGGCAGCUCCUACACAUGUACGGCUUCGCGGAGCCGUACCCCGGCAACACCAACGACACGGCCGACAUCCAGAUGGUGACACUGCGCAAGGCAGCGCUGCAGCGUGCCCAAAGUGAAGCCCAGCAGCAGCUGGUGUCAGAGCAGUGGGACUUCUUGUGCCAGCUGGAGAUGGUGGGGGAGGAAGGUGCCUUUGUGCUUGGCUGGGAUGAGGUGCUGACAGAGGAAGAGCUGUCCACAACCCUGAAGGUGCUGUGCAUGUCAGAAGAAGAAUUCAAGGAGUACAAGGAACAAGAUGGUUGGGAAGACGACAGUGAGGAAGAGGAAACCUCUACCCUUUCUAACGAGGCUCUCUCCAGACUUAAAACCCCUUGCAAGGAGCUCCUUUACGACAGCGUGCUGCUGACCCUGCAGUCCUACAGGUCAGACUUGAAAGCGGAGCAGGACUUGCUAAACAACAAGGAGGCUUAUGAGAAACUGAGUCGAAGGGAGCAGCAAGCUUUGCACGUGCGCUACGGACAGAAGAGGAUCUUGCACCAGCUGUUGGAGCUGGUACAGUAGAGACCUCACUGCCUCUGGAAACAAACCACCUGGAACAGUGCUCAGGAAGGGAAGGUCCACCU
This is a messenger RNA of Tauraco erythrolophus (red-crested turaco), 1159 nucleotides long. NCBI's taxonomy places the organism in Eukaryota, Metazoa, Chordata, Aves, Musophagiformes, Musophagidae. The record is from RefSeq and is a predicted model, not a curated record.